Messenger RNA from Haemonchus placei, 891 nucleotides. Lineage: Eukaryota; Metazoa; Nematoda; Chromadorea; Rhabditida; Trichostrongylidae. The record is from the annotation of a GenBank genome assembly.
CUGUUUUUAGAACUGCAUCGUGACUUACAAGAGUUAGUGUAUGGGCAACAUCUAGUGGUUGAUACUGUCGAGAAUGCCAUACGCGCUCACUGGACAAACGAUCAACCUAAAAAGCCUUUAGCAAUGUCAUUUCAUGGUUUCACUGGCUCUGGAAAGAACUACGUUGCCGAAAUCAUUGCAAAUAGCACUUUCAAAAAUGGUAUGAGAAGCAACUUUGUGCACCAGAUUGUCGCAUCUUCCGAGUUCUAUGAUAAAGACAAGAUUAACGAGUACAAGGGACAAUUACGGGCUCGAAUACUGGAUGCAGUGAAGAAAUGUAACAGAGCUAUGAUAAUUUUUGACGAAGCUGAUAAACUUCCUGAGCAGCUACUUGUUGUGAAGCCAUUUCUUGAUUACUAUGAUACUGUUGGAGGUGUCGACUUCCGGAAAAGUACAUUUCUGUUCUUGAGCAAUCGUGGUGGGCAGUUGAUCGCAAAUUUGGCUCUGAGCCAUCAUCAAUCUGGUAAUCCUCGCGAGGAUCUGACGCUCAAAAAUUUCGAGAGAUUGCUAAUGCAGGCAGCCUAUAACGAGCCAGGAGGAUUGAAACUGUGUGAAUUGAUUUCAAGCCAUUUAAUUGACCACUUCGUUCCAUUUCUUCCAAUGGAGCGGCGACAUGUCAUACUCUGCACUAUUGGCUACCUUAGGUCGAAAGGAAGGGAAGAUCUCGUUAAGGACGAUGAAUUAGUGCAGCGGAUUGUCGAUUCUCUACAGUACUUCCCGCAAGAACAGAAAGUAUUCUCGAGUUCUGGUUGCAAACGGAUUCAAGCAAAAGCAGAUUUGGAAAUUGCCAAACACACUCGCCCCUCAAUAGCCGUUAAACAUUUGAGAAUUGAUGACAAUGAUGAACUCUAG